Messenger RNA from Prunus persica (peach), 2430 nucleotides. Its product is annotated as histone-lysine N-methyltransferase ASHR2. The record is from RefSeq and is a predicted model, not a curated record. NCBI's taxonomy places the organism in Eukaryota, Viridiplantae, Streptophyta, Magnoliopsida, Rosales, Rosaceae. Gene Ontology annotation, molecular function: protein binding. The transcript has 2 exons. The coding region runs from base 623 to 1879 and encodes 418 amino acids.
GUAGACAUAUGACAGAGAGGAGACAGAGAAAUAACCACAUAGUGUUGAGUUGGGAGGAAUUCAAAAAUAAAAAGGAGAUACUAUCGUGCUGAUAACGUGUUAUAAAACUAAAAUAACCAGAGUAUGAGAAGUACCACUAUAAUAUUGGGAGUGGAAUUAUAUUUCUCUUUGUGGUGUUUACACUUACAGAAUUUCUCCUCAUAUAGACUUUACUCUUUCUCUUCUCUCUAACUCUCACUCUGUUCUUUUCUCUCUUUCGUGUUUGUUUACAAGCAAAUAUAAUGCCUAUUUAUAGGCAAAGCAAAUGGCUUUUAAGGGAGACAUAAUAAUUUCUCCCCAACAUCAUAAUUUCAUCUUUUAACUAAUAUCAUCUAGCUUUAUCUAUGUGGGCUUCACUUCUCUAUAACACUAAGUUAAUUUUAAGGUUAUUUAGUAGUAUUCUUAAAAUAACCUGAAGAAGAAGGGAACGGAGGAGGACCAAAAAAAAAAAGAAGAAGGAAAAGGAGGAGGAAAAAAAAAAAACCGGGAAAUGGGAAACAAAAAGGAGAGAAAACCCUAAAAAAAACGGCGGUGGAACUCUCCGAGUAUCUGAGACUGAAGCGUCUGAAAAGCGUAGACGCAAAUGGAAAUGACAAAAGACUUAUUGAGGGUAACAGAGAAAGAAGGGAGAGGGAGGGCGUUGGUGGCGGCUCAGCCACUGAAGGGCGGUCAAAUCGUUCUCAGAGACUCUCCAAUCCUCCUAUACUCUGCUCUUCCUCUCAUCUCUCCUUCUCUUCACCCUUACUGUAACCACUGCUUCAAAACCCUAAAGCAACCUCAACCUCAAGCUGCUGGUUCUUCAGCUUGUGUAUGUCCAUGGUGUUCACACCAUGCCUUCUGCAGUUCCAAUUGCCUCUCCUCUGCUCUCUCCUAUUCCCACUCUCCUUGGGUCUGCCAAGCCCUCCGCCGCCUCCGCGACUCCCCUUCCCCUCUCUCCGACCAACCGCUGGAGCGUCAGGUCCAGGCCCGCUUCCUCAUCGCCGCCUACAACCUCGCAAUCGUUUCCCCGUUCAAUUUCCAGAUGCUCUUGUCUCUCCAGGGCCAGCCAGACGACUCGGCCGCCGCCGACACCACCGCGGCUGCGCACUUUCUGCAUUAUCUCAUCUCUUCCCUCUGCGCUCCUCCUCCCGCUCUCCAAGAGCAGCAGCUGUUUUCGGCGGACCUCUCGGCGGCUCUGCUGGCCAAGGACAAGCUAAAUGCCUUUGGAUUAAUGGAGCCCUUCUCGGAAACUUCGCAGAGGUCCAGCAGAGCCUACGCCAUUUAUCCAAAGGCUUCGUUCUUCAACCACGAUUGCCUCCCCAAUGCCUGCAGAUUCGAUUAUGUCGACGCUGACGGCGACCGCAACACCGAUAUGGUGAUCAGGAUGAUCCAUGAUGUUCCGGCGGGAAGGGAGAUUUGCUUGAGCUAUUUUCCGGUGAACCAGAGUUAUUCUAACCGGCAGAGGACUUUGGCGGAGGACUAUGGGUUUGCUUGUCAAUGUGAUCGCUGCAAGGUCGAAGCCAAUUGGUCUGAUAAUGAGGAAAACAUUGAGGGUGAGGAAGAAGCAGAGGGCAUGGACGAGGACCAAGACCAGGAAAUGGAAGCAGCCUCAGAAUCAGAACCAGAGUCGGGUAGUGACAUUGAAGAAGCCCAAGCCCAAGUGGAAUCUGAUUUCCCACACGCCUAUUUCUUCCUCAGUUUCAUGUGUAAUAGAACCAAUUGCUGGGGCACUCUGGCCCCUUUGCCCCCCAAAGAUGAUGGAACUCCUUCUAAUGUAAUGGAAUGCAAUGUCUGUGGCCACCUGAAGAAAGAUGAAGAGAUCAGUGGUCAUGGUCAUGAUGGGCUCUCAAUCGAUGGCUAAAUUAACUGCUCUCUUGGUUGCUUGCUGGCUUUCUGCUUCAAGAGAUCAAAAAUUGGUGCACCAUGAUCCUCUCAGUUAAAGAAAUCAUAAACAGCCUUAGAGGUUUUGGAGGUUUCUUUUGCAGUGGUUACGCCUCUAUCAAUGCGAUGGGUAAGCUGGCAUAUUCUAGUUCUUGUUAAGAGAUAUUAUGACCUAAUGAUUUCUGUGGGUGGAUUGUUGUUGCCUGUGCCAUAGUCUUGUAAUCUAGGAAAAGUUUGUUUUCCUAAGUCAGAGCCAACAGCUUCUUGGUGGAAAUUCUAGACUUGAUACCAAACUGGGUUAGGAAAGCUUAGUUUUGUCCAAGGUUUGGUGACAAAUGCGGGAUUACAAUGUUGACUUUUGGUAAUAGAAGUUGUAUCACAAAGGGUCGUUAGUUUGCAUGUUGUUUAAGCGUGUCUGCUUAAUCUAGCUGUUUGGAAUUGUAUUUAUCAUGUAGAAAAUGUUAUGCUCACACAUUCUUUGGCUUGAAACUAUACCAUGCUAUCACCAACAAUAUGGUGAUGCUUUUCCCC